Messenger RNA from Papaver somniferum (opium poppy), 1134 nucleotides. RefSeq names its product acid phosphatase 1-like. Gene Ontology annotation, molecular function: acid phosphatase activity. The coding region runs from base 92 to 877 and encodes 261 amino acids. The transcript is spliced from 3 exons. The record is from RefSeq and is a predicted model, not a curated record. NCBI's taxonomy places the organism in Eukaryota, Viridiplantae, Streptophyta, Magnoliopsida, Ranunculales, Papaveraceae.
UAAAAACGAAACCAAACAUUCUUCUUCCUGAAAAUUGAAGGCAACCAGAAGAAAAAUCCAUUAAUUUCUGGGGUUUUUCAUUUUAGGCGCCAUGGAUUACUCCACCAGAAUUUUCAUAAUUCUAGUCAUUUCAAUCCAAAUUUCUCAUAUUUAUUCUCAAUCAAUUAUUCAAACGCCACUUGAAAACAACAGAAAAACAUUAAUCAGAGAUAUCACCGAUGAUGACGAAAUCUUCUGCAAUAGCUGGAAAUUUACAGUCGAAACAAAUGAUGCUGGAAUCUGGAGUCGAAUCCCAAAAAGAUGUGUUAAAUUUGUUGGUGAUUAUAUGUUAGGUAUACGUUAUGCGUCAGAUUCAGAUCGAGUUUUAGAUUCUUCGUUAUCGUUUGCGAGAAAUGUUAAGAUUGCUGGUGAUGGUAAAGAUGCUUGGGUUUUUGAUAUCGAUGAGACAUUGUUAUCAAAUGUUCCUUAUUAUCAACUCCAUGGAUUUGGAUCGGGGUUGUUUGAUGAGAAAUCAUUUGAUGAAUGGGUGGAUUUAGCUGAGGCACCAGCUUUACCUGCAAGUUUGAAGCUGUUCUAUGAGCUCAAGCAUUUGGGUUUCAAGAUCAUUCUACUGACAGGUCGUUCGGAGUUUCAAAGAGGUGCUACGGAGAAAAAUCUUUUAUUUGCUGGUUAUGAUGACUGGGAGAAGCUCUGCUUAAGGGACGAUUCAGAUAUAGGAAAAAAUGCUACAUUGUACAAAUCAGGGAGGAGGCAGCUGGCGGAAGAAGAAGGGUAUAGAAUUCAUGGGAACUCUGGAGACCAGUGGAGUGAUUUGCUAGGUUUUGCUCGGGCAACAAGAUCCUUCAAACUCCCUAAUCCAAUGUAUUACAUUGCGUGAUUAAAUUACUUGGUAAUCAUUCGUGUGUCAGGUAACAAACAAGUAGAUGGUUGUGAUGAUAAUGUAUUACCUUUGUAUAUCAUUCUUCCAUUGGGUUGUGCUCAAAUAUUUGCAUCAAAUUCAUUGUGGUGUUAUUGUUGGAAACCUGUUUUUCAUUCCUUACUCAAGACUAUGCAGCAUAUGCACACAAUCUAUUCCAUUGAAUGGGUUUACUUUGAGAUGAUCCUUUAUUAAUAUGAUUUCGGGGUUCAUUGAUA